GUCUUCAACCAAUCACUGAACGCAAUUGGUGUACAAAAUUUAAAAACAACUUGAUGGUCACGUUGAUGGAGUUGUUUAUGUUCUCAGAACGAGAAUUGCUGUCUAAACAAUAUCACGAAUAAAACCGCGUGGUGCUACUUUGUGAUUAUAGUACUUUUUCGAGGAUUUUGUGAGACCAAUAUUUGUUCUGUAUCACAUUUUGUGCACACGGGUAGACUGCAAAAGAAGAGAAAUGAACUCGAAAAAAUCCAAGGGAACCUCCGUGAUGGAUUUAAGAAAAUCGAAGUCAGGGACAGGCUCAUUAGCACAAAUCCACCAAGAUGUGCCAAAACCAGUUUUGAAUGUCCUCAGCAAUCUGAACGGAGUCAAGCGACAGGGAGACAACAUGUUAGACCAAAAACAGAAGAGACGAGCAGCAUUUGGUGACAUAACAAAUGCCAUUAAUGAUAACAAUGUACAAAAGAAAGACACCCAGAAGAAGACUAAACCUCCAACAGGUAAUACUAAAACAACAAAGAAAAAGUCGGAGAAAAAGAAGACUGUUAAAUCAGAAAACACAGACCCUCUUCAGGAGGAUGUCCAGCUGUCCCAGGGCUCUGUCGUGUCCAGUUCUCAAGAGAGUGUGUCCAGUAAUAAUUCCACCAAGGACAGUCUGACAGACCUAAGUCAGUGCAGUGCCGCGUUAGAGGAGGAGAAAGAAAUCGUCCCAGAGUCAGUGGAGGAUGUAGACACAGAAAAUCUUCAGGAUACUGCACAGUGUGCUUUGUAUGCCCCAUUCAUCUUUAGAUACUACAAGGAAAGGGAGCUAAAGUUUAUGGUUCCCAUGUACAUGGACAGUCAGUCAACGCUGACAACGAACAUGCGAUCCAUCUUGGUGGACUGGCUCGUAGAGGUGCAGGAAAACUUUGAACUGAACCAUGAAACCCUGUACCUAGCUGUCAAACUAGUGGACACCUAUCUGUCUCUCCAGCCGAUUCCCAAGGAGAACCUGCAGCUCGUGGGUGCAGCUUCCCUCUUCAUCUCCUGCAAGUUUGAUGAGAGAUGUCCCCCAUUGAUUGAGGACUUCCUCUACAUUUGUGAUGAUGCUUACACACGAGUGGAAUUCCUGGAUAUGGAGAGGAUGAUUCUGAAAACAAUAGGCUUCGACAUUGGAAUGCCACUCUCCUACCGUUUUCUCAGGAGAUAUGCCAAGUGUGCCAGAGCUAACAUGGAGACACUCACAAUGGCCAGGUUCAUUCUGGAGAUGUCAUUGAUGGAAUAUGAAUUUAUCAAAUACAGAGAAUCCAAGAUGGCCUCUGCUUGUCUUCUGCUAGCAAUGAAGAUGAAGAAAACUGGAAAAUGGACAUCCACUCUAGAACACUACACUGGGUACAUAGUCAAAGACAUCUCUGAUCUCGUCAAAGAACUCAAUGCCUUGAUUGCUUCCCCUCCCAAACAGUUAACUACCAUCAGAUCCAAGUAUUCACACAGUGUGUUCUAUGAAGUGGCCAAGGUGCCAGCCUUAUCAAAAGAAGACCUGGAUUCUUGAGAUAACUUGACCGGGCCAUAGGGAAGCAGACGAGCUGUUGAGUACCUACAGUACGUGAUGACCUGUGAUACUACAAACCACCUAUAGCCCUGUGAUCCGGUCAUUUAACCUAAAAAUAACAAAACAAAGCUCCUCAGGAAGUGGUACCCAUGAAUUACAAAACCUGCAUUGUAGUGCAGUUUUAGAGACAUGAGGUGAUGUUAGAAUUGUGAAAUAACUACUUGUAUCUGUAUGUAAAUCUGUUCUACUUACUAUUUUUCUCUUUUCCCCCAUCUCUUUUGUACAUAGAAUGAUUUCACAUCUUUUGUGUGUAAUGUGGUACAUUUAUUCAAUUACAUUAUUCUCUCUCUCCAUCCUACCCCCACCCACCCCAAAGAAAAUAUGUGAUUGGUUUAGAUCUUGUUGAUGUUUUAAAUUCAUGAAAUUUAGCUUUGUAAACAAUGGUAAGAAGUGAAUGUAUUACAUAAAAUGAUACCCUACAUUAGGGGAAAAAAUAAUGCAGUUCCAUAAAAUCCAUUAUAAAUGUCUCCAUAUCAUUGAAAUUUGACAUACCGUAUACAUGUAUAUACACCAUCUGUAAAACGAUACAAUUGCAGGAGUCAAUCUAUCACCCCAUAAAAUAACCAUAUGAUUUGACCUGUAAAAAAAACUACAAAUGCAGGAAUUGAUCUGUAAGACAGUAGUAAUACAAAUGUAGAAUUUUUGUUUUUUUUUAACUUUUAGCUCUCUGUUUUAUAUGUAGAUUAACUAAUCAUGUCAAUUUUUUAAGUCUUAUUUUAGUAAAUACUAUUAAUAUUUUGAAUUAUGUUAAAAUUAAAUUUUUAUGCCCAGAAGAAGGCAUGUUUUAUUGAUUGAAAGAGAAAAAAAAAGAUUUCCUUUUUCGGAUUUUAGACCUUUAAAAAUUUAGUAUUGCAAAUAAUUAUAUAUAUAUCUUUACAUGUACAUCUGUUUGGACUUUAGGUACAUUCCCCAUGUCAUUUCAAGGGAAUUUUAAUAGAUCAUGUUGAUUAUUCAGAAAUCGGAGAAUUACUGCAAGAUGUUGAUUUUUGUGUUAUCACAAUUGUUGUUUACGUUGUCUACGUAGGUAUGCCACUUCAAAGACUUCUAAUUAAUUUAAUAUAUUUUACUACAUAGUUUUGCUAAUAUUAGUCUUUUUAUAUAUACAUUUGAUAUUUGUUUCAAUAAAGUUGUUUCAAUGACUGGCUUGUCUUGUACUUUAUGUGACAUCAUAGUUUAUUUAGUCAAACUUUGUGCAUGGUAGAAAGGUAUCUUUGGGGGGGGGGGAAUUUUAUUUAUUAGAUAUAAUAGAAGAUUUGGUUAACUAUUUGAUACUGAAAAGUUUAUAAUCAAUAUUUAAAACAUGUUGUGGAGGGCAAUAAUUGUAAGCUGAUAUUUUCUCCAUCUUAUGUCUAUUAUUAAAAUCUCCCUGGUAUCCACAUUUAAUUUAUGAAAUAGCAAUUUUUUAUUAAACCGAUGACAUUAAAAUUUUAUUAUUUCAAGCAGUUUUUAUGUUGUGUUCAUUAUUUUAUUUACUAUGUUGUUCAAUGAAUAGGUGUGAUUAUUUUAUGUUCAAUGCUUCUGUUUAUGUACAUGUCUGUCGUCUUGAAAAAGAUGGCAACAUACACAAUUUCUUUAAACUACACUGGGUUUGAAUAAAAACAAUGAUGUAAUAAAA
Molecule: messenger RNA, 3203 nt
Organism: Ostrea edulis (European flat oyster)
Lineage: Eukaryota; Metazoa; Mollusca; Bivalvia; Ostreida; Ostreidae
Product: G2/mitotic-specific cyclin-B3-like
Exons: 10
Coding region: 233-1528 (431 amino acids)
Biological process (GO): mitotic cell cycle phase transition; regulation of cyclin-dependent protein serine/threonine kinase activity
Cellular component (GO): cytoplasm; centrosome; cyclin-dependent protein kinase holoenzyme complex
Molecular function (GO): cyclin-dependent protein serine/threonine kinase regulator activity
Source: RefSeq, a predicted model, not a curated record